AGGUAAACGGCUCGCCAGUUGCCAUGGUGCUCCGAUAUUUCUGUGAAAGGUCCUUCUGUCUUUUUCGACGUUCUCUUUGUCAGACUAGCUGAAGAGGAGUCGGUGCUGGUGACACGUGCGCGGCAGGGCGAGGGGACUUUAUUGAUCUGACAUUAUCGAAGACUCAACGAAAGACUCCAACAGUUAUUCAUAAACAUUAUCAAAUUCAUCGCAUUAGACAUUUUUACAUGAGGAAAGUCAAAUUUACUCAACAGAAUUACCAUGACAGACUCUCUCAGAUCUUAGCAGAUUUCCCCAAAUUGGAUGAUAUCCAUCCAUUUUAUGCUGAUUUGAUGAAUAUUCUCUAUGACAAGGAUCAUUACAAGUUGGCUCUAGGACAAAUAAAUAUUGCCAAAAAUUUAGUGGACAAUGUUGCUAAAGAUUAUGUGCGACUUAUGAAAUAUGGAGAUUCUCUCUACCGUUGCAAACAGCUGAAACGUGCUGCCCUUGGGCGAAUGUGUACUAUUAUCAAAAGACAGAAACAGAGCUUGGAGUACUUGGAACAAGUGCGUCAACAUUUAUCCCGUUUGCCAACCAUUGAUCCAAAUACCAGAACACUGCUUUUGUGUGGGUACCCAAAUGUUGGAAAAUCCAGCUUCAUCAAUAAGGUGACAAGAGCCGAUGUGGAUGUCCAGCCUUAUGCCUUUACAACUAAAUCAUUGUUUGUUGGGCACAUGGAUUAUAAGUAUCUUCGUUGGCAGGUUGUAGAUACUCCAGGAAUUUUGGAUCAUCCUCUGGAGGAUCGGAACACCAUCGAGAUGCAGGCCAUCACAGCACUGGCCCACCUUCGCGCUGCUGUUCUGUACGUGAUGGAUCUGUCUGAGCAGUGUGGGCAUGGAUUGAUGGAGCAGCUUGAACUCUUCCAAAACAUUAGGCCUCUCUUUAUCAAUAAGCCACUUAUAGUUGUAGCAAACAAGUGUGAUGUGAAGAAAAUAGCUGAACUUUCUGAAGAUGAUCAGAAAAUCUUUAUAGAUUUGCAGACUGAAGGAUUUCCUGUAGUAGAGACCAGCACCCUGACUGAGGAAGGCGUUAUUAAGGUUAAAACAGAGGCUUGUGAUAGGCUUUUGGCUCAUCGAGUUGAAACCAAAAUGAAAGGAAAUAAAGUGAAUGAGGUGCUGAACAGAUUGCAUUUAGCUGUGCCAAACAAAAGAGAUGAUAAGGAGAGGCCUCCCUUCAUCCCGGCAGGAGUAGUGGCACGUAAGAAGAGAAUGGAGAUUGAGGAGCCUAAAAAGAAAAGGGAGCGAGAUAUUGAGCUGGAAAUGGGAGAUGAUUAUAUUUUGAACCUUCAGAAGUACUGGGACCUAAUGAAUUCAUCUGAAAAAUAUGAUAAGAUACCAGAGAUCUGGGAAGGCCAUAAUGUAGCUGAUUAUAUUGAUCCUGACAUCAUGAGGAAAUUACAAGAGCUAGAAAAAGAAGAAGAACUAAGAACAGCUGCUGGAGAGUAUGACAGUGACUCUGAAAGUGAAGAUGAGGAAAUGAUGGAAAUCCGACAGUUGGCCAAACAAAUUAGAGAAAAAAAGAAAUUGAAAAUUCUUCAAUCAAAAGAAAAGAAUACACAGGGACCCAGAAUGCCUCGAACUGCUAAGAGGGUUCAGCGGAAAGUUUUGGAGAAUGAGAUGCGAAGUCUUGGUGUUGACAUGGAUGAUAAAGACAGUGCCCACUAUGCAGUCCAGGCAAGAAAAUCUCGAAGUGUUACUAGGAAAAGAAAGUGGGAAGAUUCUUCUCCAUGCUCUUCUUUGGCCCGGAGUCGCAGUUGCUCUCGAACACCGCGUGAUGUUUCUGGUCUUCGGGAUGUCAAGAUGGUGAAAAAAGCCAAGACUAUGAUGAAGAAGGCUCAAAAGAAGAUGAAUCACUUAGGGAGGAAAGGGGAGGCAGAUAGACAUGUGUUUGAUAUGAAACCCAAACACUUACUCUCUGGAAAGAGGAAAUCUGGUAAAAAGGACAGGAGAUAAGUGUCCUCUUCGAUUGAAGUUGUUUGGCUGAAUUCUGGGGUUUUUUGUUUUGUUUUGAUUCAUUUUGUUAUUUGUGUGUGUGUGUGUGUGUGUGUGUGUGUGUGUGUGUAGUAAAAUAUACGAAACAAAAGUUACCAUUUUAAUCAUUUUUGAGUGUAUGAUUCAGUUAUGUUAAGUACAUUCACGCUUUUUGUUUGGUUUACUUUGGUAUUUCAUUAAAUUGGAGUAAAGAAUAUAAACUAAAAAUAAGUAAAUCACUUGUUGCUUUGCUGAAAAUCAUGGUUAACCUUUAACUAUACAGAGUGAGAAAUUUUUGUUACACCACAGUAUUACAGAUAUUUUGAGUGGAUAGUGGUUUCUGCAUUUAAUAGAGUUUUGAUUGCUUCAGAGUCACAGUAUUGGAAAGACCUAUUGAUGUAACUGUGUUGCUUUUGAUGGAAAAAAACCUUACCUUCUUCUGCAAGGGGAACCUUUGUUUCCCCACACACGAAUUGUCCUUUUUUUAAUGGGAAAACCUCCAUUUGUGGACUUUGGGAGGUGGCUACCAGGGUCCAUGCUGUGUAGACAUGGGAGGGAAUGGGGGUGAUGAGUAUAUUGGAACCUCAGAAUUUCAAAUGCUCUCUAAGGUUAUUUUCUAUUGCUUUUGUCUAAGAUAUAAUUGUAAAUCUGUCCUCACCUAUUUUAUCCCAGAUAAAUUUAUAUCAGGAAGUAGUUUUGAUUUACUUCUUUUUUUUUUUUUUCUUUUUUCUUUUUCUGGCUUAGUUACAAAUCACUCGAUUUGGGUAAAUGAAAAGAGAAAAAAAUAAAUGACAUUCUUUUUUUGUUUCCAAAACAUAAAAUACUUUUAUUUGGAAUAAAAUUUUGCUUUAAGGCACUACUACAGCAGUUAAAUGUGGGCAUCUUCUCUUUCCUUUGUUCAUGGCUGAAAAUUACAUGUAUUCAGUAAAACAAGACACUCUCUCUCCCCAAAGCACCUCUUGGAAGCCUAUUUUCUAUUAUUUUCAAAUUUGAAAAAUUGUGAGGUACAUAUCAACUCAAAUUCCCAAGCAGUUUCCUAAAAUGUAUCUGAAACACAGUAAGGUAUAACUAUCGUGUUAGACUAUUAAAUAUUUAAAACAUCGUUUCAUGCCCACAAAACAACCGACUAUUAAGUUGCUUUGUAUGUGGUAACCUGAAACUGGCAUGCAUCUCUUAGGCAGUCCCGUCUGCUGACACUGGUGCACUUUUAAGGUACGCUUGACAUUCUUCUAUUGUAUUGGAAAUAUAAUUGUUGUACACAGUCACAUUUAAAAUGUUUUGCAUUUGUGGGACAUAAAGUAAGAUUUUUCAUAUGCUGAAAAGGGUUAUAUUAAAAGAUACUCAAACUCCAAGAGGUGUUCUGGGGAACUGUUUACCAGAGAAAAGGUCUGUAGGGUAUCUUGCAAUUGUUGAAUGAAUUAAUAAAAUUCUCUCUAUUUAAUGUUGAUUUGAUAUCUUUGGGGAGGUCCAGGUGGGAGGCUGGGGCCAGGGAGAGAAGUAAAGCAAAUACAGAGGUAAUUUCAGACUUCCAGAAGGCGGUAUAGAGGGAGGCACCAUCAACAAAGAGUGAAAAUACAUAAAGUGCUUGGCCCCCAGACUAAAACAUUAUUUAAUUUGAAAUUUAAUGUUGCCCUUUUGGAGGUGGAAUGGGCUUGUUUUAGUUCUCAUUGUUUAUAGACUGCAGCCAUUUAUGAAGCAUAUUUAUAGGUUCUGAAAUAGGAAUGGGUGAGCCUCAUAAGUUGUAAAGCCAGGCUAAGCGAGCCAUCCAAGACAUUUUUUUACACCACAGGUAAGACCCAGUCUUCAGACUUCUGCCAGAGCUGAAGUGAUUCUCAGGCAAUCACAGUUCUGUCCACUGCUCCCAGUGCCCAGAAACCUGGUGAGUUGUUUCUCUGGCUGGGCAUAAGUCUUAGGAAAUUUUGCCACAUGGUAAACUUGGCAGCAUUCUUGGGCAGCACCUGAAAUAUAAUAGCUCUGUACCUUCAUCCCAGUACCUACUUUCUGUGAUUUCUUUUUCUGCUGUCUUUACUUCCCAGAAUUCCAGUGUUCUCUUUAGAACCCUCAUGCCACGGUAAACAAGUUACCUUGCAUCCUCAACCUCGAGGAACACCUUUAGUGUGGUAACUAUUUCAACAAAUCUUUCUUCUGUAGUUUGUAACUCAGGUUUUCUACUUCUUCUAGAGCUAAUGCUGUUGAUCAAAUUUUCUCUGAAAAAACCCAUUUUAUAGCACUAUUCAUUUAUCCAUUAGCUUAGAGUUUUGGAAUACUGUUAAAAUUUUUUGAAAAGGCUCUGUGUUACUAGCUGCUGGCGCAAUGUGCCUUCACCUGUAAAUAGUUCAUAUCUCCUAAAAACGAGUACAUUUUCUUACAUAACCAUACUAUAAUAAUUGAAAUCAGGAAAUCAACAUUGAUACAGUUCUGUUGUCUAAUCUGCAGACUGUAUUCAGAUUUUGGAAAUUGAAAUAAAGACACCUGCAGGACAUGAAAUGCUCAAAGAAUUAAUUUUCAUCUGAUUUUUUUUUUUCCCUCAAGAAAGUGACCUGAUUAUCAGUUACCGUUAGAAAGCAAAGAAUUUAAUAAGCAUUGAAAUAAAAAUGGUUUUCUCAGUCAAGAUUUAAUCAGAAAAUCAAUGAAUUAAAAUAGGUCUUUCUCAAGUUUUCUGAUUAUUCAAGUUUUUGUUAUAUGACAUUUUCCGUAAGGAAGAUUGAGUUAUAGAUUUUGUGAAAUGGAUACUAAACAUUUUGAUGACUGUAACUACAACAAGAUUCCAAUAAAAAGAUUCACCUCUCGCUGUACCUUGAAGGAAAUUACACAGUUUAAUUUUUAAAUUAUAUUUGUGCACCUACAGGCAUAUACUUUUUGUAAGUCAGUACUACCUAAUGUAAAAACAAAAGCAGCAAUAAUAAUUAUUUAACUCACUGGGUGAUAAUAUUUUCCUGAGACUUCCUUAACCAAUUAGAACUAGCUUUUUUUUUUUUUCAUGUGUCAUUGUGUAGCACAUGUAUCUAAAGGGGGAAAUUCUUCAAUGACAAAUGUUCAACACGGCAGAGAGGUCACACAAAGAGCACUGGUAACUAUGAGCCUCCGGCUACACUCUGGAAUGGGCAGAGUUGUCAGGUCACCAUGAAAACUCCUCAGGGUCUGGGAUGGAGAAAGAGGUGGUUAAGAAAUUAAUUGUACAGGAAUGAUGUUCAGGUAUACAGGCUGCCUCUUUGCCAUCACCCCGCCCGGACAGCUGUGUCCCAGGGAAGCUCUUUUGCCCCAUGUCUGGCCUUUUUCCUUAACUUCAGAGGAGAGAAUACCAGGGAGAGAUUUAGAAGCAGAUUUUGUUUAUGUACAUCUUUUGCAAGAUUUUGCAGGCAACAUUUCAGUGAGACAGCUCACUCUAAAACCUCAGAGAUUCUUAAAGGGAAAGGCUGAGGGAUACUGAAGCCACCAGAAGGAAGGUUUUGGGAGAAAAAUCUGUGUUCCCCCAAUCAAGAAAAGCAGUUGAAAACUUAAGACACGGAGGAAAAUAAGGGAACACUUAGGAAAAACUA
Messenger RNA from Trichechus manatus latirostris (Florida manatee), 5548 nucleotides. It is a transcript of the gene GTPBP4, whose product is annotated as GTP binding protein 4. The record is from RefSeq and is a predicted model, not a curated record. Gene Ontology annotation, biological process: ribosomal large subunit biogenesis. Gene Ontology annotation, cellular component: nucleolus. The coding region runs from base 228 to 1991 and encodes 587 amino acids. Gene Ontology annotation, molecular function: RNA binding; GTP binding; GTPase activity. The transcript has 18 exons. Lineage: Eukaryota; Metazoa; Chordata; Mammalia; Sirenia; Trichechidae.